Molecule: messenger RNA, 1935 nt
Organism: Dreissena polymorpha
Lineage: Eukaryota; Metazoa; Mollusca; Bivalvia; Myida; Dreissenidae
Exons: 2
Coding region: 307-1935 (542 amino acids)
Biological process (GO): DNA recombination; DNA integration
Molecular function (GO): DNA binding
Source: RefSeq, a predicted model, not a curated record
UGUUUUUAUUAUAUACCUGUUGAAUGCUUUUAACAAAAUACAGGUUGUAUCAAUCGUUGAAAUAAAAAAUCCCGUAUUACGCUACUCGCUGUUUCCAAUUCCGUAUUACCAUACUACUAUUUUUAGAAGCCGGACUACUUUUUUGACCCAUUUAAUGACGUCACAUUAUGCGCACCGAAUAUAGGAAACCCCCCUUGUUAAAUCUUCGACCCAUUUAAUGACGUCACACUACGCGUAGCGAAAAUAGGAAAGCCCCCUGUGUAGUAUUAUUAGAUACGUCGUCUGCAGUUUGACCAGAGAGUAAAUAUGGCCGAAUUUUCGACCAUGGACAUAGCGGAAUGGUCAUCGAUCGGUUUAUUUGACUUAAUUGACGAUAGUUUUUUUGAAAAUGAACUAUUUGAAACGGCUGUUCAUAAUUCUGGAGAGAAUGAAAAUGUCAGUAGCACUGAAAAUACUGAAACAAGUGCAGUGUCCACUCUUUUAGAAGCAGGUGUCCAGCUGCCCAAUGAAAGUAAGUCUGAUCUGCAUCAAAAUAUAGAUUUAAGUUCACAAGACCAAAGAAAUCAAAUGGAACAGAUGAAUUUAAAUAGUCAUGCUCAAGGUGAAACACGUAAACAACCAACAUUUGUACAUGUAACAGAAGAUGAAAAGACAAAUUUUGUUCAAAGUAUGAAAAAUGUGAACACUAGCCGCAAAACUGAAUUAUGUAUGCGCCAUUUCCAACGCUGGCUAUCAGAACCACCACGCAAUGAAACAAGAUCUGUCUGUGACAUCAUGACCACUGAACUUGACAACUAUAUAGGUUCAUUCCUCCUGUCCAUUCGUAAAGCCGACGGGUCUGAGUAUGAGCCUGACACACUCACAAGCUACCAUCGAGGCAUUGACCGAUAUUUAAGGGAAAAUAAAUAUUCCCACAGCAUUUUGGAUCACAGAGAGUUUGAAACUUCUCGAAAGGUUUUGGCUUCCAAAAGAAAGGAACUGAAGCAAAAAGGAAAAGGAAACAGGCCCCAUGCUGCUGAAGCCAUUACCUCUGAAGAAAGAGGGAUUUUAAAACAAAAAGCAGUAAUUGGACUUCAAAGCCCAAGACAGCUGUUGAAUCAAGUUUGGCUAAAUAAUUCAACAUUGUUCGGCAUUCGUGGUGGAACCGAAAGUCACAACCUUAGAUGGGGCGACAUCAAACUGAAAAAAACUGAUCAAGGAAGAGAAUACCUUGAAUACAAUGAACGGUUGACCAAAACACGUACAUCGGAAACCAAGUCGGAUCAAAGGGCCUUUCCACCUAAGCAGUUUGCACAUACCAACAAAGAUUCAUGCCCUGUUGAAGCGUACAAGGAGUUUGCUCAUCACAGACCGAAAGAAGCUCUGCGUGAUGAUGCCCCUUUCUACUUGUGUAUAAACUAUAGUCGACAUGAUGGGUCCAACAAGUGGUAUAAAUGUCAGCCCAUGGGUGAAAACUCCUUGAGGUCAAUAAUGAGAACGAUGGCCGAGAGGGGCGAUCUCACAGGUCGGAAGACAAAUCACAGUGCCCGAAAAACAACCUGUACGACUCUCUUGCAUAAUGGGGUUGCUCCAACAACAAUUCAACAGCUAACUGGACACAAACAUGUGCAAAGUGUUAACAAUUACGCAAAGGCUUCUCUCGAAAUGCAAGCAGCCAUGUCCGACAUAUUAUCAGAAAAUCCUGACCAACAACAAAUUAUGCAACUUAACCCUAGGCCUACCUAUGGUUCUGUCAUCCCGGCAUCGGUGCGAAACACAUCUAUGUCAAGCAGCAACAAAAACACAUCCAACGCCGCCAUUGAUGAUUCCCACGAUAACACAAAUCUCCAAGGUGCACAAUUAUUCCGGUGUAACGUAACCAUCAACAACUACUAUGCACACUCUCCAUCGAAGAAACGCAAGAGAAUAUGCAUAGUAGAAAGUGACAGCGAUUAA